This is a messenger RNA of Pararge aegeria (speckled wood butterfly), 1150 nucleotides long. It is a transcript of the gene Uev1A, whose product is annotated as ubiquitin-conjugating enzyme E2 variant 2. NCBI's taxonomy places the organism in Eukaryota, Metazoa, Arthropoda, Insecta, Lepidoptera, Nymphalidae. The transcript has 4 exons. The record is from RefSeq and is a predicted model, not a curated record. Gene Ontology annotation, biological process: protein K63-linked ubiquitination; DNA damage tolerance. The coding region runs from base 217 to 651 and encodes 144 amino acids. Gene Ontology annotation, cellular component: nucleus.
CAGCGUAGUAAAAAAUAGCUAACCUACUCUUUUAGUUUGAGUCACUUUUAGUAAUUUGUGAACCAUUUUACGGCUAAAUGAAAUUAAAUAACAUCUUUACAAAAACAUAUAAUUAACUAAAGGAUCUCAUGAGCAAUAUUUACAGUUUAGGUAGAUAUUAGAGGUCUUUAGAAGUUAAUUUCUUGGUAGGUAGUGAGCGCCGGUGAAACUGUGAUCAUGGCGAACCCGUCAUCAGGCGUUGUGGUUCCAAGAAAUUUUCGUCUUCUAGAAGAACUUGAGCAAGGUCAGAAGGGAGUGGGCGAUGGAACGAUUUCUUGGGGUCUCGAAAGUGAUGAUGACAUGACCCUGACUCACUGGACUGGCAUGAUAAUUGGUCCUCCCAGGACUCCAUAUGAAAAUAGGAUGUAUUCUCUUAAAAUUGAGUGUGGCACCAGAUACCCGGACGAGCCCCCUACUGCUAGGUUUAUCUCCAGAAUUAACAUGAACUGUGUAAACAGUCAGACUGGACUUGUGGACAAUAGGCAAGUCCCAAUUCUUGCUAGAUGGCAACGCGACUAUACUAUCAAGACAGUGCUGCAAGAACUAAGACGUCUUAUGACUCUAAAGGAAAAUAUGAAGCUUUCUCAGCCCCCAGAGGGAAGCACUUUUUAGUUCUUCUGAAAUAUAUAUUUUGUCUCAAUGACCCAAUCUACUCCAUACUUUGCUAAAUUAUAGUUAACAUACACAUAUAUUCAUAUACUUUUAAAAAUGUCCAGUAAAUUGUAGUCAUUAUGGCAGCAUCUCCUGUAAUGCUCUGGCCAAUGUGGUUUGAAGUUUCUGUCAUGCAUUUAUUGUAAUUUUGUAUUAUCAACUGUUUGCUUUAAGUCUAACAUAUAGUACAGUGGAUUGGGUGGAAAAUAAUUAUCUUGUAAGAUUUCACUUUAAAAAGAUGGCUCUUAAUUACCCACUUAGAGGGUAACACCCAUUUAUUUAUCUCUACCUAAAUUAUUGUGGCCUUUAAAAGUCAAACUUGCUUUUUGUAUGAUUAUAGCUACACUUAUCUUAUUUUCAGGUAAGUGGUUUGAUGCCUGCACUUGAUUAUGCAAAUAUUUUCUUAAAUGUAAGCAUUAACUCCUAAAAAAAUAAAAAUAUUUCUAUUUAAAGUAUAAUC